AUAUUGGGACACCCCGCCAAAUCAUUGGAUUCAGGUGUUCCUUGUCCAUGCCUUUAAUCGUCACAGUUCCAAUCACCUCUAAGGCCACAGGUGUAAAAAAUCAAGCACCUAGGCAUGCAGACCUCUUCUACAAACAUUUGUGAAAUAAUGGGUCACUCUCAGGAGCUCAGUGAAUUUAAGCAUGGUACUGUGAUGGGUUGCCACCUGUGCAAUAAGUCCAUCUGUGAAAUUUCCUGGAUACUAAAUAUUCCACAGUCAACUGUUAGUGGUAUUAUAACAAAAUGGAAGCAACUGGGAACAACAGCAACUCAGCUAAGUGGUAGGCCAACAUAAAAUGACAGAGUGGGGUCAGCAAAUGCUGAAGAGCACAGUGCUGUUUGAAGAGUCAAUAGCUACAGACCUCCAAACUUCAUGUGACCUUCAAAUUAG
Molecule: messenger RNA, 429 nt
Organism: Staurois parvus
Lineage: Eukaryota; Metazoa; Chordata; Amphibia; Anura; Ranidae
Source: the annotation of a GenBank genome assembly